UAUUGGCCAAUUGUGCUGCUGUAAUUUUUUUUUUUUAACUAAGCAAUGUUUAAGUAAUUUUCGACGCGUCAACUGUCAAUGCGUGCCUUUUAAUGUUGUAAUUAAGUGUGUCUGUUAGUUUAUCUGAAAAUUUGCAUUUACAUUUCAUUCAUUGUGUGUGUUCGUUAUACAUAGCAUUAGACAGUGGGAUACGAUGAUUUCUACCGGGCUACGGUGCUUUUGUUUCAGGUGCUAGACAAAUGCCCCCGAAUCCGAUUAAUCCAUUUUCCAUUUCAAUGAACAAUUCGCAAUGUUUAAGAGGCUGUAAAUAAGGUAGUUUGUUUCAAUAAAAACUGCUCUGAAAAUACAAGCAGGUUGGCAUCCAGCAACCACACGUAGGGGGACAGGACAGGUGCAGUACGCACUACAUACAUACGCACACACACACAUAAGUAUAUUCUCACAUACGUCUAAGCAUCAGCAGCAGCAGCACCAACAACAACAUCAACAACAACAAUGGCUAGCACUACUACCACCACGGCAACGCCAAUGGAAAUUGAUGAAUUCAUAAAUGGAGCACUUGUAUCUUGGCUGGAGUCGUGCCUGCCUCGAGCUGAGAUGUUAGCCGGUUACACUUCUCUACUAGAUGGUUUGAUCAUUCACAGUGUUUGGCUACAAAUUGAUCCGGAGCCUCAAAAUAAUCCAACUGAGCUGAACGAUGUAACUGGUCAGGCACUCAGCAAGGCGAGAGCCAAGAAUUUCGAAUGCAUUGUGAGAAAUUUGAAAUCUCUGUUUGAAGAGGAACUCGGCCAGACCAUUUUGGUGCUUCCCGAUGCUUUUACACUCGGUUCGUAUCCGGAGAGUAAGCAGGGACUAGAGCAAAUGAAAACGCUGCUCACACUGCUUCUCGGAGCGGCCGUCCAGUGUCCGAACAAGGAACUGUUCAUAGCUCGUAUUAAAGAGUUGGAUGUAGAAACGCAACAUGCCAUAGUGGCUCUUAUUAAACAAGUGACCGAUAGCCAUAGUCUGGUUCUUACUGAGGAUUCUCUGGAGCGCCUAACACCGGAGCACAUGUAUGGGCAUAUUUUGCGUCUAACUAAGGAGCGAGAUCAUAUGUAUUUAAAAUGGAUUGAAAUGGUUUGCGUGGAACCCGAACUAAAUUCCAGUGAAACAGGUGGAGUGGGUGAAUGUGGUCAGGUUGUGGGCGGAGUAGGUGUUAGUUCACCCUCUAGCAGUGGUACUGCUACUUCAACCCCCUCCUCUUCCUCAAAUUCGGAAAGUAACCAUCUCGCUGUUGAAUGUGCCGACUUGAGGUCGAAAAACCGUAAACUAAGGCAGGAGCUUGAGGAAAAAUCGGAGAAUCUUCUUGAGUUGCGUGAGGAACUGGAUGCAAAAAAAGUACGUUUCGAUAAGCUACGCCUAGAAAGUCAGGAAUGGUUUGCCGAAGCUAAACGAGCAGCUGCUUAUCGCGAUGAGGUAGACAUUUUGCGAGAACGAGGGGAACGUGCCGAUCGCUUAGAGAUUGAGGUCCAAAAAUAUCGCGAAAAACUUGGCGAUUCCGACUUUUACAAGUCACGGGUAGAAGAAUUGCGUGAGGAUAAUCGUGUGCUUCUGGAAUCCAAAGAAAUGCUUGAAGAGCAGCUGCAGCGUUAUCGGAAGCGUUCCGAGCAUGCCAUUACCUUAGAAUCGGAGAUUAUGAAAUAUAAACAGAAGCUCAAUGAUAUGGCUCUGGAGCGGGAUGUAGAUCGCUCCAAGUUGGAAGAGCUUCUUGAGGAAAAUGCUCAAUUGCAGUUGGUAGCCAAGAAUCUUAAUUCAUCAACGAUGACACAGGAUGUUGAUAAGUCGUUCUCUGACAAUGAAGAAGAUGAUUGCAAUUCCGGGGAUAAUAGCCUGUCCGAGCAGUUAACCAACAAUGCACAAACACGUGUUCUAAAAUUAGAGCUUGAGAAUCGUCGUCUAAUGGCCGCCUUAGAGCAACUGAAAGAGAGCAGUUUCCAUGAAUCGACUAGCAAAAUGUUGGAGCUGGAGAAGGACAAAAAGAAGUUAUCCCUGAAAUUAGAACAAAUGCAGGAAAACAUACUGAGACUUACCCAACAGAAUGUGGAACUGGAGGGUGUAUUUAAAAAUGCCCUGGAAGAGAAUAAAAAAUUGCAGGAUGCCGUCGAUAGCCGCCAAAAAAGUUAUGAUCGUCAGAGUCUCGAGCGUGAUCUGGAUCGUCAAAAGUUAGCAGAUUCAGAGCAACAAGUGGAGACCCUAACAAAGGAAAAGUUACGUUUCCAAACAUUAAACGAAAGCAUCCAAAGAAGAGCUGAAGAUUUAGAAAGAUUAGUGGAAACCAAGUCCAAAGAACUGGACUUACAAAAAGAGAAAUCCCAACAAUAUGAGGAGUGCAAGCAAAAGCUAUAUGAGAUUGAGCUGCAAGUGGCCACCCAAGAACGGGAGAACUUGAGUUUAUUGAAGGAGGUGGGAAAGCUGAAAGAAAGCACUGAACAAAAAUCUGUGGAAUUAGACGAAACACUCAAUUGCUUGGAAAUAAAAUCGAAUGAACUGUGCAGGUUAACCAAACUGGUUGAAGAUUCAGAGCAAGAGCACCAAAAGCUAAUGGAAUUGGAAAAAAUCAAUCAAGAAUUAUCCAGCCAGAGAGUGAUCGAUCAGGAAAUGAUUACAACUUUGAGAAAUGAUCUAGUUACUGGUACUUUGGUUAGCAAGAAGGUGAAACACAACCUUGAGCAGUUAGGUCUUAGUCAAGAUGAGGGCCAGGGCGAAGGCUUGGAUGUGGAGCAAGUAGUAGAAAAGCUAGUUCGCAAUCCAGAGACCUUUAAAACUGUUAGGGAGAUAAUGUUAACUGUUAAUCGUGAAAGAGAACAAGAAGAGGGCGGCCUUAAGUCGGAUAUGUGUGUCCUUUGCCACCGCCAGGAGAUUUUCACUGUGGAAAAAAAUAUUGACUUGGUAAUUGGCCAACCUCAAUCGCAGGAAUUAAGUUUUGAACAUAAGCCCAAUCGUGACUCUUCAGAAAUUUUGCGUCUAAAGGACUCGUACGGAGAACUGCAGACCGAAAAUGCUCGUCUAAGUGUAGAUAUAGCAACUCUAGGAUCACAAAUCACUUCCUUAAAUACCCAACAUGUCGCUUUACAGUUGGCAAAUUCGCAAUUAGCUGCUGAAAAGGAUUCUCUUCUAAAGGAUAUUGAUUCGUUGCAACAAGAGCACAAACAUGCUAUGCAGGAUCAGGUCACAUUGCAGUGUCUUCACGAUCAGCUAUCAGCGGAAUAUGAAUCCCUAAACAAAGAUAAAGAACAGCUCAAGGCUGCUGUCAGGGAUCUACGACAGGAACUGAGGGAGACACGUGAAAAUUUAGCUUCUCUCGAACAGCGUAUUGAAGAGUUGAGCUCGCAAAAUAACAGCUUGAAAACAUGCAGCGAGGAUUUGUCCAUCCUACGAACGGAACACUCCAAGCUAACUGAUGAUUUUCGUAAUCUAUUUGCCACCAGUGAUCGGUUUAAGAAUGAGUAUAAAAAUAUACAGGAACAGUAUAAAAUGAUACGCAUGGAGCACAGUGGUCUUAAAUUGCAGAAUACGGAAUUAAGUGGCGAACUUAAUUCUAAAUCCGACCAAGUAAGACUCUUACAAAUCGAAUACACUAAAGUUCAACAGAAAUGUGACAUGCUCAUACAAAACAAUGCUGAAUUGGAUUCGGAACGAAAGGCUUUAAUGGAUAAUACGUCACAAUUGCUUUCACAAUAUCAAGAAUUGUUGGCCAUGUCACUCGAGGAUAAAAAGCACUUCCACGAGGAGGAAAAGAACUAUGCGGAACGUGUGCAUAGCCUGAAAAGGCAAAAAGAAAAACUCGAAGAGAAGAUCAUGGAGCACUAUAAAAAAUCGGAGACCACUGUCCAAAAAAAGAAACCAUUUGCCAGCAGCCUAGUUAGACGUGUGAAAAAGGCUAGCUCCGAUUUGAUGAACAAAGUGCCAAGUCGUAAUCGGCGAUCAUGGGUAGAUGAUGCUCGUGCCAGCUCUCAGUUUGUCAUUGGCUCUGAAUCGGGCGGCAAUGAUUCGGAUAAUAGCAAUGAAGAGCCUCUCUCAAUAUCCUCGGAUACUCACCUGUUGCAAAGGAAUAUUCCUUUGCGUCAAAGCUUGCAGCGAAGUCUCGAGCCGCCCGAUGUGACGGGCAGCAGUUUAACUCUGGGCACUGCCGGAUCACGCCGUACUGUGUAUUUAAUUGAUGAGCAAGCCACAGCAAGUCAAUCCGCGGCGACUGCACCCUCUGGCAGCGGCGGCAGUGGAACAACAACGCCAACACCCAGUAACAGCAACAAUAAUACUGCCGAACCCCAAACGCCCCAGAAAUCCGGCCACAUUGAAGGCAACAGCACUGCCGGCCAAACUAGCAGUCCCGGACCAUCGACGUUUCUCAUGUACAAUCGCAUUAAUACCAGCAUCGCUGGAGAAUCCACGGCAAAUGACCAUAGUCCUUUGCUGCAACCGAGUGGUGGCGGCAGCGUCAGUGGACAAGAUGACAAGUCAUUGCGGAAACGCAAUGAGGAUAAAAAUAAUAGCAUCUGGUAUGAAUAUGGUUGCGUUUAAAGAUAAUAUUACGAUAAUCAUUAUACAGUAUACGUCCAAACACAAACAUUUUCGAAUUUUGUAAUGCAUUUGCUGACAAAGUAUUUUUUUUUGUUUUAAAAAAUAACGAAUUUAUCUGUCAAUGCCUUAGUGUAAAGUGCUUCUUAAACUAGCUAUGAUUUUUGCCUUAAGAUGAAAUGUUUUACCAUUUAUAUAUAGUUUAUAAUACCGUAGAUUUAGAAAUCUAGAUUAGUAAGUGAAAACUCCAAAAAGGUAUCGAAGAGACUAAGCAAAAGCAUAAUCGAUUAACUUAAAUAGUAAGUAUACAACUUUAUACCAAUAAUGUCAUGAAAUUGUUGAUAUCCCAAAUGAAAAACGUGUAAUGAUCAGUGGUGAACCUUAAAGAAGCGAUAUUAUGUUAUGUUAGUGAAUAUCGUAUUUAUUUUAAUUAUCCAUCCCAUUUAUAUUGAGCAGGAUGAACUUUUAUAUGCUUUUUUAAAAUUGUGCAACUGUAAAUAAUAUUAAUUAAUGAGCUCUCUAAUCAUUGCUAUCAACUUUACCUUUUAAAAAAUGGAAAAAAACGUAUGAUUUUUGGAAUACUUAAUGUUUGUAUGUGUUAUUUUAUGACAUGAUGGUUAGAAUAUUAAUUCUUGUUCGAAUACCGCGCCUCAGAUUGUAUAGAAAGUUGCGCCACUGAUUAUAAUCUGUUUUCUAAUUGAUAAAGAAAGCAAGGUCAAAAAGUACGCCACGAUCGUACCAAUUGAAAUUAAUUUAUUCUUGUAAUUGUUAACAUCUAUUUCAAAAUUCCUAUUAUGUAUUAAUGAUGUCUAUAUCGCUGCCUAAAAACUUUGAUGCUUAAGUCGCUGCCUAAUAACUUUGAUAAAUUGAUAAACUCGAAUAUACUUACACACCAUAUGUAUUCCUAUGUUGCCUUCAUAUUUUUGUGCAUAACUCAUAGAUAUUUUACCAUAUUUAUAAACACGUACACAUACAUACGUAUAAUAAUUUAUUGAACGCAAUAAAAACAGACAAAUUGUCUGCAAGUAUAUAAAAAGACAA
This is a messenger RNA of Drosophila willistoni, 5598 nucleotides long. It is a transcript of the gene Girdin, whose product is annotated as girdin. Gene Ontology annotation, cellular component: centrosome; cytoplasm. The coding region runs from base 496 to 4560 and encodes 1354 amino acids. Gene Ontology annotation, molecular function: dynein light intermediate chain binding; microtubule binding. The record is from RefSeq and is a predicted model, not a curated record. Lineage: Eukaryota; Metazoa; Arthropoda; Insecta; Diptera; Drosophilidae. Gene Ontology annotation, biological process: cytoskeleton-dependent intracellular transport; cytoplasmic microtubule organization. The transcript is spliced from 10 exons.